Molecule: messenger RNA, 1887 nt
Organism: Theobroma cacao (cacao)
Lineage: Eukaryota; Viridiplantae; Streptophyta; Magnoliopsida; Malvales; Malvaceae
Product: cytochrome P450 CYP749A22-like
Molecular function (GO): monooxygenase activity; oxidoreductase activity, acting on paired donors, with incorporation or reduction of molecular oxygen; heme binding
Source: RefSeq, a predicted model, not a curated record
UUAUUGGGAGUUGGCUCCUUCCGUAUGAUUACCCAAUAAAGUGAGAAUUCUUUCUUCAAAAAAACAAAGCUUUCAGCCCUAAACGUGCUAAAAGCAAAGAACCACAGCACCUCAAAUGUAGGGGAUAAGAGAAGGAAAUGAACACCAUGGGAAAGCUUUUAAUCCUUGUCGCAGGUUCAUUCUGCCUUUACUUCCUCCGAGCUCUGCUCAAGGUCUUCUACAAGUACUUGUGGAUCCCCCACCGGAUACAGAAUAUACUGAGGUCACAGGGAAUUAAAGGACCACCGUAUGAGUUUAUCCAUGGAAACAACAAAGCAGUUAUCGAAAUUGAAAGGGAAGCAUCAAGCAAACCUAUGGCCUUGACGCAUGAUAUAUUUCCCAGAGUGCUGCCUCAUACUUACUCCUGGAUCAACGCAUAUGGGAAAAUUCAUCUUAGUUGGAAUGGAGUUCAAGCUCUGCUUGUAAUUACAGAACCAGAUCUCAUCAAAGAGGUGCUGAAAAAUAGUGAAAAAGCUUUUCUAAAGGGGAAAGUUACAUAUUUCGUUAGCAAGAUACUGGGGGACGGGCUUGCUACGACCGAAAGAGAAAAAUGGGCAAGGCAUAGGAAAUUGGCCAAUUAUGCUUUUCAUGGGGAGAGCUUGAAAAACAUGACUCCAGCAGUAAUUGCUAGCGUUGAAACAAUGCUACAGAAGUGGAAAGGCCGGGAAGGGAAGGAGAUCGAAGUGUUCCAGGAAUUUAGAUUAUUGACUUCAGAAGUGAUAUCCAGAACAGCUUUUGGUAGCAGUUACCUGGAGGGCGAGAAGAUUUUUGAGACGUUGAUGAAGUUGUCAGAAAUCGCGAUCAGAAAUCUUUAUAAAGCCAGGAUACCUGGCAUCAGCUACGUCUGGAAACAUGCUGAUGAAAUUGAAUCGGAGAAACUUGCGAAAGAAAUACAUGAUUCUGUGCUGAAGAUUGUUAAAAAAAGAGAAGAGAAAGUAGUGGCUGGAGAAGCUGAGAGCUUUGGCAGUGAUUUUCUGGGAUUACUUCUAAAUGCCCAUCAUGACUUGGACGAGAAAAACAGGCUCUUCGUAGAAGAUUUGGUUGAUGAGUGUAAAACAUUCUACUUUACUGGACAAGAAACAACUAAUUCCUUGCUCGCAUGGACAGUCCUGCUUUUGGCAAUCCAUACAGAUUGGCAAGAGAAAGCAAGAAGAGAAAUGAUUGAGGAAUUUGGUAAUCAAGAUCCACAUCCUGAAGGGAUUGCCAAACUAAAAACUAUGACCAUGAUCAUCAAUGAAACUUUACGGUUGUAUCCUCCUUUAAAUCGCAUCGUAAGGAGAGUUGGACGAGAAGUUCAAUUGGGAAAGCUCAUCCUGCCAGCUGAUUUACAUUUGGUUGUCCCAAUCAUGGCACUUCACCAUGACCCUCAGUUAUGGGGAGAUGAUGUCAAUCUAUUCAAACCUGAGAGAUUCGCAGAAGGGAUCGCGAAUGCCACCAAACAUAAUGCAGCUGCAUAUGUUCCCUUUGGAUUGGGACCUCGAUCUUGUGUCGGUAUGAGCUUUGCAAUUACAGAAACAAAGAUUGCUCUUUCCAUGAUUCUACAGCGAUACACCAUUUCCCUUUGCCCAGCCUACAGCCACUCACCAUAUUACCUUCCUUUGCUUCAGCCACAACAUGGAAUUCAGGUAAUACUUCAUUCUCUGUAGAAUGAAGCCUAGAGUUGUCAAUGGAAUAAUGCCUUGUAGAUCAGUUGCUUACAGAGGCCGCAGCCAGUAACUCACCCCAGUCAGUGAUGUUGAUUAAUUUGUCCUUGUUUCUAUCCAUGUAAUAGUAAAUGAUGAUAUUGGAACAAAAUGUUUAAGCAAUCAAGUAUGAAGAUGGUGCUCCUCUGAGUACUAUUUCCUCUUA